GAGCAGGGAGCUGGGACCACGCGGGGCCGAGGGGCCGAUGAGUUCACACACUGCGUGCUGAGACCUCACAGAGAACGGCAGCAGCAGAGGGAAUGUUCAACUACCUCCGGCAACGCUUCACCAGCCACCUCCGGGAGCGCAGCCGGCGCAGGGCCAGGCUGGUCUCCAAGGACGGGAGGUGUAACAUAGAGUUUGGCAAUGUGGAACAGUCCAGGUUUGUCUUUUUGAUUGAUAUAUGGACCACCAUCCUGGACCUCAGGUGGAGAUACAAAAUGACUAUCUUCAUUUCAGCCUUCUUGGGCAGCUGGUUUCUGUUCGGGCUGCUCUGGUACGUGGUGGCCUACAUCCACAAAGACCUGCCCGAGUUCAACCCCUCCAUCAAUCACACCCCCUGUGUGGAGAACAUCAACGGCCUCACCUCGGCUUUCCUGUUCUCCCUGGAGACCCAGGUGACCAUCGGCUACGGCUUCAGGUGUGUCACAGAGCAAUGUGCCACUGCCAUCUUCCUGCUCAUCUUCCAGUCCAUCCUGGGGGUGAUCAUCAACUCCUUCAUGUGCGGGGCCAUCCUGGCCAAGAUCUCCAGGUCCAAGAACAGGGCCAAGACCAUCACCUUCAGCAAGAACGCCGUCAUCAGCAAGCGCGGGGGGAAGCUCUGCCUCCUCAUCCGGGUGGCAAACCUCAGGAAGAGCCUCCUGAUUGGGAGCCACAUCUAUGGGAAGCUCCUCAAGACCACCAUCACCCCAGAAGGAGAGACAAUCAUUUUGGACCAGGUCAACAUAGAGUUUGUAGUCGAUGCUGGCAACGAGAAUCUCUUCUUCAUCUCCCCACUCACCAUUUAUCACAUCAUAGACAAGAACAGUCCCUUCUUCCACAUGGCAGCAGAGACCAUCCUGCAGCAGGAUUUUGAGCUGGUGGUGUUUUUAGAUGGCACUGUGGAAGCCACCAGUGCCACCUGCCAGGUGAGGACGUCCUACAUCCCAGAGGAGGUGCUCUGGGGCUACCGCUUCGCUCCCAUCGUGUCCAAGACCAAAGAAGGGAAAUACAGAGUUGACUUCCAGAACUUCAGCAAGACAGUGGCUGUGGAGACCCCCCACUGUGCCUUCUGCCUCUACAACGAGAAAGAAGCUAAAGCCAAAGAGAAGAAAGGUUAUGACAAUCCUGGGUUUGUCCUUGAAGUCAGUGAAACCAGUGACACAAAAAUGUAGUUCAGGUACUCAUGGGACUGUCCUUGUCGUCAGAAAGAAUUCAAUCUCCAGAGGAUUAAUAACUUAGUAAAACAAAAGAGAAGCACAGGUUUGGUUUUACUCUAAAACAGCAUUUCUUCUGUCAAAAGCCUCAAAUCAAAGAGGAGCAGGACACCAGUGAUCUCCAGAAUGCUAUUGAACUACGCUGUAUGUAUUUCAUAGAAUUUAUAUUUUUAUACCUGCGGGACAUUUUAUGGAGCUGCUAUGUUGGAAUGUCCAACUCAGGUUCCCAGAGGCAUGAAAGGGUGUUAAAAAUCCUGAAAAUAUGGAAAGAAGCUUUAGGACACGUUAAAGAUACACAGCUGCUGGAAUGAGAACAUGAAAAGGGGAGACAGAAAGCAAAGCUAAAGAAACCUGGGAGACUUAAGAGCCAAAACCUCAAAAAAAGGUACAUUUCUGGUUGCCAAAGUCCUCCAUGAAAACAGACUCUCGGGUAUGGGAACACUUGAGCACUUUUGAACAUUCUGAAACAAUUCCUUCCUUCUUUCUUUGAGGCUGGUACAGCAACAGAAACGGAGCGUUAAGGGACGGAACGUGCUUAGGAAACCAGGAAAGGCAAAGCUGGGGCUGUGCUGCUGCCAUCCAGAACUCCAAAAUAGGACUUCUCCCCUGUGAAAGCCUUUGAUUCCUUUCAGGGAAAAAAAAUAGCCAAGUGGAAAUGAAAACUGCAAAGACAAGAAGCAGAGACCCACAAUGGGAAGAGAGGAAUUUUGCAGCUUAUUCCCAACUGUCUCAUCCCUCAGAUACACUUCACUUCCCCAGGAGCUGGAUGGCUGUGGAACAAGGAAACAUCUGAAGACAACUGUGCAGCAAGGUGGGGAGAUGGAGAACACAUUGAGUGCUUCCCACCUGGCACAGAGCACUCCACUGGGAGGAGAGAGGAAAUCCCCAGCUCUGGAUGUAUCCUCCACAAUAAACCCCAGAGCAAACACAGAUUAUCUUUCCCUUUGAAACACCAAGGUCUUGUUCAAACAAAAACACAGCACAGGAGCCUCCCACCAACAGUUGGCUUCAGAUUUGGUCCCAGCCCAUCCAUCUCAGCACAGCAAAACGUGCAUCCCUCCAGGAAACACCUUCUACUCGAGGGGAGCUGAGCAGUGGGAACGUUUGCUGGGUAUAACUGUUGACAUUUAAGUUUCAGGUGCAAUAAGAAGCUUCAAUAACUUUUUGGUGAAUUUCUGCUCCCUCACAGCCUUUUUUUAUUUUCCGCUGGUUUAAGAGGAAAUAAUUUUCCUUAUUUUUAUUUUCCAGCUGGUUCUGUUGCUGAGAGUUCAAGUGGCAGAGCAAAGGGACUUUUUUUGGGAACUCUUUCCCUUGAUAUAAGUCAGCUCAUCUAUUUUCAAGGCUGUGGUAAAAUGGAAAUAUUGUUUAAAAGCUGCCAGACUGAGUGGUUUUAAAGGAAGGAGAGAAUUAAGCAGGUCAGAUGAUGGCAAGAGAAAGUUAUGCUGCAAACGAACAGUGUGAGUAUGGAAAUCAAACUCUGGGAACCAGGAGUGUCCAGGUCUCAGUCCCAGUGUGGCAUCAACUCCUUUGUUGGUUCAGAACAAAUCACUUCAUGUAUCUCAGAUUUACCAUCUGUAACAGGGGACAUAAACACUUACAUUGUACAGAGAACAAUGUUAUGAACAAUUAUG
Manacus vitellinus (golden-collared manakin) is the source of this 2878-nucleotide messenger RNA. It is a transcript of the gene KCNJ1, whose product is annotated as potassium voltage-gated channel subfamily J member 1. The record is from RefSeq and is a predicted model, not a curated record. Gene Ontology annotation, biological process: potassium ion import across plasma membrane; regulation of monoatomic ion transmembrane transport. The transcript has 2 exons. Lineage: Eukaryota; Metazoa; Chordata; Aves; Passeriformes; Pipridae. Gene Ontology annotation, molecular function: ATP-activated inward rectifier potassium channel activity. Gene Ontology annotation, cellular component: plasma membrane. The coding region runs from base 93 to 1205 and encodes 370 amino acids.